This is a messenger RNA of Chironomus riparius, 2670 nucleotides long. The record is from the annotation of a GenBank genome assembly. Lineage: Eukaryota; Metazoa; Arthropoda; Insecta; Diptera; Chironomidae.
UAAAGUCAUAAUUGAUUAACUCAUAAAAUAUGGAUUUUAUAAAGACAAAAUUAACAGCUCGUCGGAAUUACAACAAAUUCGACAGUUCUGGUGAAGAAAAAGUUAAAAGAAAGUUUAUCGAUGGUUUUAGAGAAGCUUCUAGAGCGUCAAUCAGUCAAGUCAUUGAUAAUCAAAUUUUCGACUCACACUCACAUGAGAACAGCAACAAUCAUUGGCAAAAUCAAUCUACUUUUGGUGACAGAAAACGCAAACUCGCUGACAAAAAUCCAAAAAAUCAGAGAAAAAUCGUAAAAUUCAAUGAAAAUUCUCAAAUUGUCAAAACAAGUCCGAAUUCCAUAUUGAAUGAUUAUAAGCCGAACUGCGUCACAAAAAAUCUAAACUAUUCAGAAUUUGAAGUAACAAAAUCAACCAAGAAGGUCCCAAAAAUCCCAAACUUUGAUGAAAUUGAAAAUAUUUUUGAUGAACCGAGUCAACAAUUUUUAGAAAAAGUGCCCAAAAAUAAGUUUUUGAGAAUUAAAAAAAAUCCAAAAUAUUUAAAAAGUUUACAAAACUCAAAAACAAUCAAAACUAAGACAAUCUCAACAUCUAGUCAUGAGAAUAUUGAGAAUCUCCAAUUCUCAGACACUUUUAAAGCCUUAAAUACUGAAUCAACCUCAACAGUCACAAGUUUGAGGCUACCAAGAGAAGUUGUACUGAAAUCAGCAGAUAUUUCACUUAAAAACUCAAUCCGACUAAAAUUAAAGUCUGUUGGAAAAAUCAUCAAAGCUUUGAAGCCAUCAAAAAGCUAUCAAGUCCAACAAAUUGAAGACACAACCAUGAGAGUCAAAAAAUUGUCAGACAUGCCAAAAUACCGACGAAUCAGAUCACAGUCAGUUGAUGGAAGGAUUGAGGAGGAACUUACAGCAGAUUUGAGAGAGAUUUUACAGGAAUCGGCAUUGAGGACGUCAAAAAGUAGUGAAAAUUUUUAUGAUAUUGUGGAUUAUGAGGCAGUUGACUUUGAAAAUGUCUAUGAGGAUGUAGGCUCGAAAAAUGACAAUUAUAACCUGAAAAUUGAGGCAUUUAAUCCACAAAAGUUCAUUAUGGAAAAUUUGGAUCAAACACAGGACUUAGUAGAUCACAAUUUGAGUUUCAUGGUAAGCAGCAAUGCAUCAACCCCAAAAAGAGGACAAGUUAAGGAAAAUGUAACUUCAAAUCAUCAAAAUAAGCUUAGAACCUUCCACACAAGUCCAUAUGUCAGUAAAUUCGCAAGAUCAGUACAUAAAUACAGUCAGAAUAAGAGCUUCAUUGACAUGACUUUUUUGAAUGACGAAACAUCGAUGUAUAUCCAAGAAUCGGAACUUAAUGGAUAUAGAGACACGUCUGAGAAGUUUAAACCAUCAAUAUCAGGUCGAAAAUCAUACAAAUCAAGCAAUGAGUUCAGAAAUAUUGCAUCAUAUACUGAGAUUACUUACGAUAUUGUCAAAAUGAACCGAAGUAUUGAGAAGAGUCUGCAGGAUGUUGAACAAGGUUUGUCAUACGUUUCAGCAGAUAGUCAAGCAUUUAGCAUCAAAAAUCAAAGUUUGACCCCAAGAAGCUUGAAUUUCACAAAUAUUCAAUCAAGUUUGGACAUCCUUGCAGUAAAUCCGAGCAGAUUGACAUCACAUCCAUCAAGGUUCGCGCCAAAAAUGACUAGUUUUGAGGCUAGUUGUCCAAAAACUGAGCCAGCAACAUUAUCAAGUCACACCAACCCUCCAGAUGUAGUCAAAAUGAUAAACUUUGAGGUUAAACAGCAAAAAGAUUUAAAGACUGAGCAGACCAACCAGAAAUCACUUGAAAACUCAACAAUCGAUUCACUACGAAGAGAAAUUGAGGAUCUAAAACUCCAGAUCCACCUUAAAGACCUCAAAAUCGACCAACUUGAAAAAUGCGAAAAACUCAAAAACAAGCAAAUUGAAAAAAUCACAAAAAUUGCCGAAAAAAAAUUCUCAGAAGUUCAAAAACGAGAAAAUUUGCUGAAAAUCAUCAAAAUUCAAGCUGAAGUAUCAAACAAUGUUGCAAAAAUCAAAACAGAACUAAGCAUGAAGUCACUGGAAGUUGAAAAAUUGAAAGAAAAUUUGACAAAAAAGAACGAAAAAUUUGCAAAAAUUGGGAAAAAAUUAAAGUCCAAAAAUUCAGAGCUGGAAAGUCAACAGCUUAAAAUUGAGGAACUACAAAAAACAUCAAAUUUGCGAUCAAAAGAACUUGCAGUCAUGGCUAAAUGCUGGGAAGAAUCACACGAAUUUGCAUGCACGCUUUACGAAGCCAAACGAGACGAAUGGAAGCAAAAAUUGCUGGAUUUGAAGAAAGUCAUCAACAAUUUAGAACUUAAAGUUGACAAAGAGGAACCAAAGUUACUCAAAACUCUUAAAAAGAGGACAUUCAGCACAUCAGCAAAGCCAAAAGAUGUCAAUGAAGUUACAAAAAAAUUUAUUCAUAAAAAUUUCGAAGCUGAAAUGGUGCCAAGGCUCAUAAAACGCUUAGACAGCAUUAACCUGGCUGAUAAUGAGGACAAUAUUGGAACCAAGAGGAGUAAAAUGUCGACCGACUUAGGAAAUGUAUCGUUUUGAGGCUUAGAUGACUUUGAAAUAAAUAUUUUAUUUGAACAAUUGUUUUGUACAUUUUAGACGUGAAUUGAAUAAAAGUAUUUUAUGG